Messenger RNA from Oldenlandia corymbosa var. corymbosa, 3160 nucleotides. The record is from the annotation of a GenBank genome assembly. Lineage: Eukaryota; Viridiplantae; Streptophyta; Magnoliopsida; Gentianales; Rubiaceae.
UAAAUACUUCAACUAUUUGUCGAGUCGGAUAUGUACCUACGGACAUGGAAAUGAAAAGAACCCGAGAUACAAUCACCGGCGGCGGCGGCGGCGAGGAUAGUGAUGGUGCUAUGUUGGAGUGGUUUUUAUUUGAAUUGUUACACAAAGUUCCGAUUAAGGACUUGUUCAGGUUCAAGUGUGUAUCAAAACAAUGGUAUGAUUUUAUCUCUAAUCCCUCAUUUCCCGAUUCCUAUAUCUCUAGACUGCCUUCAUCACAAAGACAAUUCCCAAUCAUGUUUUUUCCGUCCUGGUUCCGACUCGCUGAUCAUGAUCAAGAUCAAGAUCAAGAUCGUACCUUUCUCACUAAUUUGCCUUUUCCUCGUGUGAAAGAAGUAGGAUCUGAUUCAUCAAAUCCAUCAGAUUGGUUUUUCUGUACCCUAGCAGCCGACAAAGGGUUUCUUUUGCUAGGUUACACCGCCCGGCUAAAAAUCAAUGGUCCUUCUUCCGGAGAUAGAUUCACUAAUGCUGAAUUUUACAUUUGGAGUGCUGUAACCCAUCAGUGGUUUUGCCUGCCUUCACCUCCUUCUGGCACCGUCUUUAAGAGGGAAAAUGUUGGUUUUAUAACCCAAGUGAAAUCUGGAUCUUUGACCAGUUAUAAAGUCGUCAUAAUCUCUUACAGGUUUGAACAUUCCACUGAUGUGAAGUUGUUUUCUUCAGAAACAGGGGAAUGGAGGCGCAUCCAUUUGCACUCUGAAGUUCCAGUUUCAAGACUUCUCCCGGGUUGGAGACCCUUUGUUCUGAACAACACGCUUCAUUGGCCUGAUCCUAUUCGUCGUAAAAUCAUCACAUAUGAUCCUUACGCCAAUCCUAAUAGGUAUGGUACAAUUGACCUUCCGACAAAGGGAUGGUUUUCCACAUGUGGUGUUAGUCAAGGUCGCCUUAAGUGCAUUGAAACAAUUAGAGAUUGUUGGGAAAUUUGGGAACUCGGGGAGGACUCCCAUUGGUGUUUUCAAACUGCAAUCAAGAUCAACGAUUUUGAAAUUGCUCCUCCUUUUCGUCAUCCGGGUCCUGUAAAGUACUCUGGAUUUGAGAUAUUCCAUCCAUCUGAUCCGGAUAUAAUAUACUUGUAUUUGGAUUUGAAGGCGAACAAAAGAAUAUUGAUCAUGUCGGCGUGCAACAUUAAGACCAAGAAGGUGGAACCACUUGGUCCAUCAACCCCGUUAUUCACGAGCUUGAAUUCUUUCCUUGUGGAGUCUUCACCUUGGUUCUUCUCCGUCCAACCUGUUCUUGUGGAAAUUCCAACUUGGCCCAUCUCCAUUCCAGCUGCUCUUGGUAACAAUUGUAAGGGCUUUGAUGAUGAACAACAUAUAUAUAAGAGCACCAGCAAAGGUCAAGGGAAAGAAAAAAGAGAAUGGAAUCAAAUAUUAGCAUCAAAGGAGGACAUUAACAUCAAAGACCAGCAACUGAAUAAACAUCAUCAAGCUCUUUUGGAACGGUUGGAUCUCUUUUUGUUCUUGAGGGUUGGCGCCAGUUUGGAUCUCUUCGACCCAUUACAUAGUCUUGGCGAGAGGAAGAUCAGGGAUGCGUUACUCUUCCUUUUAGUUCUUUUUUUAACUUUGAAUGGGAAGAUGAAUGAAUCGUAUCGAAUCGCAGGUGUGAGUGGGCUCGGUCCGAAUAACGUUCUUGCCGCUGUCCAUAUUUUUAUACUCCUAAUUGGAAACCCUAACAGAAACCCUAGCACUUGUAAGUUUCAGUCGUAUUCCUCCUCCGUUCCAAAUAUGGAGAACCGACAAAAGACCACCUCCCAGGGCGGAGACAGGGGCGGUUUUCAGGGUUGCGAUUUACCGGAAUGGUUCUUGUUUGAAUUGUUAUGCAAACUUCCGGCUGAGGACGUGUUUAGGUUCAAGCGCGUAUCGAAACAAUGGUCGUUUUUCAUAUCUGAUCCCCGUUAUUCCGGUUCAUUGUUAUCUAGACUGUCCUUAUCAUCACGACGAUUGAUCUUCCUUCGGUCAAAGUACAAUUUGGAUGAUGAUGAUGAUGGUGGUGGUGAUGAAAAAGGGAGACUAACAUAUCCAGAGCGACACUUUUUUAGCCUACCAACUCCUCCUCCCGGAGGAAUAGAUCCGACAAGGACAACAACAACCACCUUUAGAACAACCACAACAUUUACUGAAAAAGUAACCACAAGAUCAUUGUAUACCAUAGCAGCCGACAAGGGGUUUGUUUUGAUGGUUCUUCUAUGGAAAACGAAGAGGUUGAACGGUUCAACCAAGUUUGACCUUUGUAACUUUUACGUAUGCAGUGCUACAACGGAUCAGUGGUUGAGCAUACCGGUUCCUCCUUAUACCCACGACAACUUCCAAGGCAUGAUGGUGAGGAUUUCUUUGAUAUGGUGGAGGUGUUCUCCUCAGAAACAAGGAGAUGGGAAAAUUUUACUUUGUCUUAUGGUGGCGGUGGAAUUCCAACUUGGUUUUACUCCAAGACACCCAUUGUUGUGAACAACAGUCUCUAUUAUUCGGCGCGGUGUAAUGAUGAUGAUGAGCCCUAUCAAAUCCUAGCUUAUAACCCUUAUUUCAGCCCUACUGAGUGUCGGAUGAUAAAAGUUCCACCUGGAGGUUCGUUUCACAGAAUGGGUGUUUGUCAAGGUCGUCUUAGGUAUUUUCAGCGGCAGCGGCAGUUCCCAAAUCAAAAUCAAAGGGAUGAGGAAUGUUUGGAAGUGUGGGAAUUUGGGGAGGAGGAAGACUUAUCUCAGUGGCGCCUUAAGAAUACACUUACCCUUGCCAGAGAUGUUGCUACGUUUUUCUAUUUCCAUCCAUUUGAUUCAAACGUGAUAAUAUGUUGGGGUGAAGACGAUUUUGUGGCCUUCAAUAUGUUGACCCACAAAAUGGAAACAUUUACUCCGUCCCCGAAUAAGAGUAAAGGGUUUCUUUUGAAGCUUCCACCUCGGCCCGUCUCUAUUCCGUCUUCUCUUAUUAGGAGUAAGGAGGGAGAAAUUUGAGGCUGCAGCAUUGGUAAGUUAGAGCUUUCUUCAUAUCCGGUUUGAGUGUUAUUAGGUUCGGUGAGUUUUCAAUAUCCUAAGGAAGUUAAUUUUGUGUUUAGUUAUCUGAGUUCCUCUAGAUUUCAUCCAUUUGAUCCAUCCGUCCAUCUUUAUCAAUUAAUGUAAAACUGAAAUAGAUUCCAG